Epinephelus moara (kelp grouper) is the source of this 5373-nucleotide messenger RNA. It is a transcript of the gene dis3l, whose product is annotated as DIS3 like exosome 3'-5' exoribonuclease. Gene Ontology annotation, molecular function: 3'-5'-RNA exonuclease activity; RNA binding. Gene Ontology annotation, biological process: rRNA catabolic process. Bases 123 to 3281 code for a protein of 1052 amino acids. The record is from RefSeq and is a predicted model, not a curated record. Gene Ontology annotation, cellular component: cytoplasmic exosome (RNase complex). Lineage: Eukaryota; Metazoa; Chordata; Actinopteri; Perciformes; Serranidae. The transcript is spliced from 18 exons.
CCUCAAACACUUCCCUGAAGUUGUGCCUGUGUUGUUUACAAGUGUCUCUUCCCGCCCUGGGACUAAAAGCAGCUGAUUGUCGGGAAGCAGCGGCUCCACAUGGCUCCUGCUGAGGUCUGAGGAUGAUCAAGACCGAGAAGAUCCUUCAUCUGAAGAGCUGCCGGGGCCGGAAGGUCCGGGUGGUCCGUGAACACUACCUCAGGGAGCGGGUUCCGUGCUACAGCUCCCGGUGUCAGGCGGACUGUGACAGCGGUAACGAUGGAAAGGUGCUUCCAGGAGAUCUGACCCACUAUGUGUUCCCUGACGUCGGCGUGGUGGUGGACUAUCUGGAGAUCCUGGAGUUCAGAGAGCUGCAGGGCGUCGUCUUCACGCAGACCGCCUGCCAGGCCGUGCAGCACAGCAAAGGACGCAGGCAGUACAACCGUCUGCGAAACCUGCUCAAAGACCCUCGACACGACUGCGUGCUGUUUGCCAACGAGUUCCAGGAGUAUUCCUACUGUCCACGAGAGAAGGGGGAGAGCCAGGACAGGUGGCACACCAGGUGUGUGUACGCUGCAGCAGUGUGGUACUAUCACCACCUGGCAGGUCUGAUGGACGUGGUGAUGAUCACAGAGGACCAGCAGGCCGUGGAUCAGUACAGCAGCCUCAACUCUGGAGUAUACGUCAUCUCCGUCCAGGAUUAUUUGCAGAACUUCUGGCCGGAGCUGCAGGCGGCACAUGAUCUGUACGGCUCCAUUUCCCAGGCGCUACAAGAGAAGGAGAGCGAAGGCACAGAGAGGGAGUACACCGAACAUCUGCCCGCUGAGGUGCUGGAGGCUGGAAUCAAGUCUGGCCGCUACAUCCAGGGAACUCUGAACAUCAGUAAGCACCGAGCUCACAGCGAAGCUACGGUCAUGACGGAGGGUUUGUCCACUAAGAACACAGAUCUGAGUUUGGGCGUGUUGGUGUGCGGAGGAAAGAAUCGUAACAGAGCCGUGCACGGUGACGUGGUCGUGGUGGAGCUGUUGCGAAAGAGCGAGUGGAGAGCGAAGGACGAGGCGCUGACGGAGGGUCAGGCGGAGGAGAAGAGCGGAGAGGAGAGCGACAGUAAACCCAUGCCGACAGGCCGUGUUGUGGGGAUCCUGCAGAGGAACUGGAGGGACUAUGUGGUGACGUUUCCUCCCAGGGAGGGGCCUCCGUCCCAGAGCAGGAACUCUCAGCGCAUCCUGGCCGUUCCCUGGGACCAUCGCAUCCCCAAGAUCCGCAUCAGCACGCAGCAGGCUGACGCUCUGCAGGACCACAGGGUGGUGGUUCGCAUUGAUUCAUGGGAAAGCACGUCGCUCUAUCCCAACGGCCACAGCGUGCGGGUGCUGGGUCGGGCCGGAGAGCUCGAGACGGAGGUCCAGACCAUCCUCAUCGAGAACUGCAUCCACGUGCCUCCAUUCUCAGACGCACAGCUGAGAGAGAUGCCCGUCAACUCUCCAGAGAAGCCGUGGACGGUUGAUCCCGUCCAGGUGGCGAAGCGGCGGGACCUCAGAAAGACUCACCUGGUGUUCAGCAUCGACCCGAAGGGCUGUGAGGACGUAGACGACACGCUGUCAGUGCGCAGCCUCGCGGGCGGGAAGCUGCUGGAGCUCGGGGUCCACAUCGCAGACGUCACACACUUCGUCACCGAGGGCUCGCUCACUGACCUGGAGGCUCGAACCAGGGCUACGACAUACUACCUGGCAGACCGCCGGUACGACAUGUUGCCCGCCGUUCUCAGCGCUGACCUCUGCUCUCUGCUGGGAGGAGUCGACAGGUAUGCGAUGAGCGUGAUGUGGGAGCUGGAUGCACAAACCCUGGCCGUCAACAAGGUGUGGUACGGCCGCACGCUGAUCCGCUCCUCCUACCAGCUCCACUACGAGCUGGCCCAGGCGCUCCUCAACGGGGAGCAGGCAGAGGUCCCGGAGCUGAAGGAGCUCAGCUCUGAGGAGAAGGACGCGAAGCUGGCCGAGCUCACUCAGGCUCUGGAGCUGCUGACACAUGUGGCCAGACACCUGCGGGCGCAGAGGGACAGAGGAGGAGCGCUGGAGCUGGAGGGGGUGGAGGUUCGAGCCCAGCUGGACGAGCAGAAGAACAUCACAGCUCUGGUCCCCCGUCAGCCUCUGGAGGUCCAUGAGACCGUGGCCGAGUGCAUGAUUUACGCCAACCACUGGGUGGCGCGCAAGAUCCAGGAGAGCUUCCCUCAUCAGGCCCUGCUGAGGCGCCACCCGCCGCCACGCCAGGAGUUCUUCAGCCAGCUGGUGGACUGCGCCGUGGCCGCGGGGUUCACCAUCGACACCAGGACCAACAAGGCUCUGGCUGACUCUCUGGACCGAGCCGUGGACCCACAGGACCCGCUGGUGAACAGGCUGCUGAGGAUGAUGGCCACCACAGCCAUGUCACAGGCUCAGUACUUCUCCACUGGUCUCCACUCCCAGGACCAGUGCUACCAUUACGGUCUGGCUCUGGAUCGCUACACUCACUUCACCUCACCCAUCCGUCGCUAUGCCGACAUCGUGGUGCACCGCCUUCUAACCGCCGCCAUCGACAUGGACAGGGAGGCGGAGCCUGGGAAAGCGUUAGCCAGUAACAAAGAACUGGAGGAAAUGGCUCUUCACAUCAACAACAAGAACAGGGCAGCCCAGCAGGCCCAGAAGUUGUCCACGGAGCUGUUUCAGUGUCUCUUCUUCAAAGAGAGAGACCCUCAGACGGAUCCGUGCUGUGUGGCCAACGCCGUCAUCUACUCCAUCAGAGACAACGGCGUGCUGGUGUUCGUCCCAGAGUACGGCGUCAAAGGGCCGGUGUACCUGAGGAACCGAGAGGGUCAGGUGGUGUCUGUGGGACAGGACGGCAGCUGCGAGUGGCAGAGCGGCUCCGUGCGACGCCACUCAGACCACAUCACCACCACCUCCAUCUGCGGCACCUCCACCUUCACACUGUUCGACCACAUCACUGUUCGUAUUUCCGUGCGCUCCACACACUGCCACGCAGACAGUCUGAACCUGGAGGUCAUCAGCAACAAGCCCCACCUCAGCACGGAGCCUCAGCAGCCGCGCUCGCAGGGCCGCUGCCAGCUGGUGCAGGAGGUGGUGCGUCUGGCCGAGGAGGCGUCCCAGCAGGCGCAGGAGAAGGCGGCCCGCCAGCCUAAACUCUCCAGAGAGGAGCGAGAGUUCUGUCAGAGCAGGAGCCCCAACCUGUACUCCCUGCUGGAGGAGGUGAGGGAGCUGGCUCUGCUGGACCUGGAGGUGACGGCACGGCUCUGUGCAACCACCGCUUAGAGCCGCUGUGACAUCAUCACGGCUCAGCUGGACUCACAGGAGCCUGCUGAGGUUGAAGGACGGCCACAAGAACAAGAGACUUUUCUCUUUCACAUAAUUCUUAAGCUGUUUGAAAUAUGAUGCAGAUCGUUUAUUAUCUGAAUACUUUUUAUCAUUUAAAGGAAAAAUACUUGAUGAUGAAAAGUGUCCUGAAGUCAUGUGAUGAUAUUAACUGAGAGCAGACAUAAUCUGAGUCAGUAGAUAUUUACAUCAAGUUGGUCCAAAGAUAAAAACCACAGACUUUGGUCAUUGUGUAACAGAGAGGAACUUCAAAUAUAUAAUUUUCUUUUGCUCUCAAUCAAAACAGGAACAAAAGACAAAGCAGUGUCGUCACUGCAGUCAGUUUCUCCUGGUUAGGAUUCCUUCAUGGUUCAGUGUUCAGGAGGUUUUUACCAGGAGCUGAAUUAUCCACAGAGCUCUCCUCCUCUCCAGAACAAACACACAGCUGAUUUAAACCAGUAACACACUGAAUAAAGACUUUUCAUUUUAAAAAUCAGUGUUUCUCAGAUGCAGUUCAGCACAUCAGGGGCUGGAGCCGAGCUGCUGCUGACGUUUGCUCAGCUUGUUUGAACUUCAGAUCCAGAUGUCUGAUGUUUAAAAAAAAAACUUCAUCCAGUUAUAACCUUUAGUUAAAAACAACCAAGAUCUAAGUGUGUUUUUAAAAAUGGAUAAAAGUUAAUGUAUGGGGCACCCAUUAGCUCAGCUGUUGCUGCAUGUCAUCCCUCCUCUAUCUCUAUUUUGAAAAACUUAUUCAUGAUAGCUUUCACAGACACCACGGCUCUGAGGCAUGAGCAGAGGGGAUAUGAUGGCGACCACAUAACACGAACUGUGUCCUUGAUUAACACGACAGACUCUCUGGGUUUGUUGGAGACAUUUUGGACAAUGUAAGAACUAAAUAUAUAACACUGGUCUGAUGUUUUUCAGACAUGUUAAAGCAGAGCAGGUCCAUAUUAUCUCUUUAACAGUGACGGCUCAUGUUAGCAGACGUUUCCUGAAAACAGUUUGAACACUGAGACAUUAGACGACGUGAAGCUGCUGAUGUUUAACACUUUAAUAACUACUGAGACGUAUAAGCGUCAUAUAUGCAUCAGAAUUAUGUUUCACAUCAACAGUAAUGAAGCUUCAAAAUGAUCCUCUGAUUUAUUCACAUUUAAACCUGUUGAUAGUUUCACUGAUGAUCUGUGGGUUAUUAUUAUUAUUAUUACACAUAUAUCAGCCGUGGUCCGUUAUAUAUCAAUACUAUAAAGUUAACACUGAGUAUUAAAGUUUAAGUUGUUAGUUUACAUGAAAUUAUUGCUCCAGUUAAUUAAAAAACACAUUUAGAGACUCAGAAUGUUUCUGCAGAGAUUUAUUAUUUGUCAUGUGUGAGAUGUUCCUGCAGCUCUCUCUCUCUCACCUCCUCCUGUGAUUAAUUUGUUUUACUAAAAUAUAUUUUGAUGUUUUGAUGAUACUCAAAAAAUCUAUUAGUGAACUUUUUAGUGAUGAACCAGUCAGUCAGCUGGACAACAGAAACUUUAAUAAAUAAGCUGUUUGAAGGAGAAAUGUGUCAAAGUGUUCACAGAAAUUUAAAAGAGAUCAGGAUAUUAUGAAAAUAGAAUAAAAUUAAUUCUGUAUUUUUUUUUAAAUGUUUUCCUGUGAGGUUAACUUAAAGGUUGUAUCAUAGACUUUCUUUAAAAAAAAAAAAAAGUUCCUUUGUUUUCCUGCACAAAAACAAAAAACAAAAUUGACUGACUUUAAUUAUCAGUAUCGAUAGAUUUUCACAAUUGAUGCGUCAACAAACUUUAUAAAAAAAAAAAUUUUUCGGAGUAACAAACUGUUUCCUAAACUCCAGCUCAGAGUAACGAGGUGAUGAAACUGUGAUACAGGUGAACACAAAGUUCUUCAGGUUAAUGAGGACUCAGGUUUAUGACUGAUGUGAUUAGUGUUUUCCUUGAUGAUGACUGAUGGUUUAUUAUUAAUAUUAUUAGCUUUUGCUUCUGUGUUAGAAUCUAUUUUUGUAACAUGGCUGAUUUUGUUUCUUUGUGGUUUGUAAUUAAAACUGUGGAUGAAAAAU